AUGACUAGAAAAAGUGCAUCGGUAGCGUCGUCGCCGUCGAGUUCCUUUGAUACUGGAAGUUCAACAGCUCGAUAUGUAUGUUCGAUGUGUUCAAAAGUCUAUCGAUCAGGUGCUGGCUUACGUUAUCAUAAACGCAAACGACAUCGUGGCAUGGUAGAACCAACGGCACUUCAUCGUGUCAAAUGCCAAGAAUUCGACUGUGGAUAUCAGAUGUUAGCUAUCUCUGAUCUUCGCAAUCAUCUUGCUAAUCAUCAUCAAAAACCUGAAUACAAAUGUACAGAAGAGAAAAAAUUCACCAGUCUUGCAGAUUUUACUGAUUGGAAAAUUUCCUUUGAAACGAGUACCGGCUCGAAGUAUGUGAAAAACUGUGGUGCCAAAGGAAAAUCUGAUAAUCAGACAACGGAAUACUACUAUUGUAACCGAACAGGACCUUAUGGUCAAGGUCUACGUCGGAAUAAAGUUCAAGGUUCAUUACGUGGUGGAAUUCAUUGUACAUCAUCGAUGAAAGUGGAAAUACAAAAUGACGAGCAUAUCACUGUUCAAUAUUAUCCUGCUCACUAUGGACAUUCGAAUUUACCUGUAUCUGAUGAUCCACAUUUAUCUGAAAAUAGUAUGACUAUCACCGGUGCUAAUCUCCAUCACCACCACCAUCAACAGCAGCAACAACAACAACAACAACAACAACCAGAUAAUUCUCACCAUGGUGGUGACCGUUCAUCGUCAUCAUCGCCUGGUUCUGCUUCCACCAGUCCGUCUGGAGGUUCGAAUUCGAACUCGAAUCAUCCACCACCCAUUGUCGAACGACAAUCGAUUACAACGGCGAAUCCCUUCGCGAAAAAUAUAAACUAUAAUGUUAACAAUAACAUUAAUCAUAACUGUAAUACGAAUGCGUCGAAUUCCACAACCAAUCAUCACUAUCAACAUAACAAUAAUUCCAUUCAAAACCAAAUGUCUCAUUGUAUUAUAAUAUCUCCAUCGUUUAUGGUGGAAGAGAAUUCUUCAAUACAUUCAAAUCACCAUCAUCCUANCAAUGAUUCCGAAUGA
Messenger RNA from Adineta ricciae, 1044 nucleotides. The record is from the annotation of a GenBank genome assembly. Lineage: Eukaryota; Metazoa; Rotifera; Eurotatoria; Adinetida; Adinetidae.